GGGCGGCUGUGAGGACGGGGCAGGUGGGAUGAGCUGUGCGUGGAGGGGAGGAGCAGUCACCUCUCCUCAGCGUGGUUGUCGGGCAGAGGGCCGCGGCCGGGCGCUGGCGUGUGGAGGGACGCGGGCUGCGGCACCACCUGUUGCCGCCGCCCCGCCCGCCUCAACUUCGCGGCUCCUGCGGUGCUCAAAAUGGCUGGGCUUGCCUUUGCCGCAGGGCGCAGUAGGGAAACUGCCUGAGGGGGAACGUACGAGCUUCUAGAUGUUACAAACGAACAGGAACGCCAGAAAAAAAUAGAGAGGUGGUUGGUUUCUGGAAAACUUACUGCCGUCUACCCACCUGUGCCCGUGAAACACGAUGCCGCCUGCACAGGGCAGUCUGACCAGUCCCAGCCCUACGGGCUGCUGUAAAAUUGCGGCGUCUCCUGGGGUCUCGCAUGGGUCUAGGAGCAGAGGUCUGGGGUUUGCAGGAAGUGACUGCCUGGAGCAGGUGCCACCUGCCCAGAGUGAGCUAGGCAGGGGCUCACGGGUGGAGACCAGCUUAGACACCUGACCUGGAGUGAGACUGAGUGACAAGAGAGCAAGAAAAGAUUUUUUUAUUAUUUAUUUGUUUAUUUUUCCCUUCUGGCUUUUAUGAUGCAGACUCAGAUUAACUUCCAUUUUACUGGGUAUGGCUGCUGAGGAGGGUGGGACUAGCCUUUCAAGAUCCAUAUUCCAGCCUCACAUUUAAUGAUGUAUCAUGGGCACUUAGCAAUAGAAGAACGCUUAUGUAAUUGUAUCUUGGGCAUGUAACUAGAAAUAACGUUGUUACUCAGAGGCAUUAAUGAUAUUUAGUGUUUUCAUCAUGUUGCUUUAUUUUCUUGCAGUCUGGGUAAACUUCCUAGGUAAUUAAUGUCACUUCGGGGUCCCUUGAUGAGGUAACUCAUUUCAUUGUUUAUAGAGUCAUCAGAUUUCCACCAGGAAGAAUCCUGGACUUUUAUGGCUGAGGUGAAGAAGAUAAUAUGAAUCUCCACUUUUGCAGCACCCUGAUGUUAAUUUAGAUUAAGGAUGAAAAGGGGUUCACAGCUGCCUGGAACAUGGUUCAGAGGGCAGAGACUGAUAGUUUCAGUAAAGAGAAGCUGGUGCAGGCAAAUGUCUGCUUGUCUGUUUAUCCUCCAUGCUAUCAGGCUGCAAGUCACCUCUGGUCCUGAAACCUUUAGUACAGGAUAUAUGUAAAGGGUCUUAAAUGGGUAUACUGAGCUAAAAUUAUCUUUAGUGAAAAGCAAUAGAUUAGUCUGGAGGGUGCUGAAAUAAAUAACUUACGCUUUUUCUAUGGAUAAAAAACAUUUAAUCCAAUUCCUUGUAUUCCUUAAACACGUGUUCAUUAGAGCAUAAGCAAAGCAGCGCUGGGUGCGCGGGGGAUUCACUCCGCCCAACACGCACACCUUUAAACAAUAAGAAGUGUGCUUAAAUACAGUAAGGUAUUACAUAUUCAUAAUGACCCCAGGAACGCCUAUACAUAUUCAUAACCUUUCCCCGCUUCUGAUUAAAAUGAGUCUCAGAUAACCAUUUCCAUAGACCCUCCCCUGUUGCGCCUGCGCAGUGCCACUUGGUGAAUUUGAGGAGGGGUCUUUGGGGGUCUUUGGAUGAAGGCUCCUUCAGCUUCAUCACAGUGAACUUUUUACCUUUGGCUCAUUAUGUUGAAUUGACUGGGACCCAAGCUGCCAAGUUGAAUGAAACCAGACUGGCGCCCCCUUUUGCUGUAAAUCUUCGUUAUCUUGUCUCCUCAAGUUUACAGCUAGGUGCAGUAAAACUUCUUAUCUUGGCAUUCGAUGGGGUUCUGUUCUUCUUAACAUAAAGCUCUAAACUAAGCAUUUAUUGUGUGACUAAGCCUUAAAGUGUUAGCUUGUUAGCAGGCACCCAUUAUAAGUUUAGUUAACCCUUAAAAUGUUAGUUCCCUCUGUCAAUAUAACUUCAUAAGCAAGUUUCAUAACUUUUUACAUAGAACUUAACCACCUUUUUCCAAGUUCAGAGCCCGUGCCUCAUUUGGUUAUAUCUGUAAACAUUAAACAUCUUAGCACGAAUCACAACUGCAUUUUUCACAGUACGCCUUUUCUACAUUUGCUUUAUAAUACUUAAGCUAACACAAAUAUUUACACAUGCUGGUUCAGGAGUUCUUUCCUUGUUCUGGUAAUAUGUACUACGUUAUCAAGAAUCAUAGGUAAAUUUCAAAUUGUGCUUGUGUGGUGUUAGGAAAGGAACUGGCUUUUGCCCUGCAAAUUCAUGGACAGAGCGAAUGUAGGAAUUUUGAGAACUUAAAUAUGAAAGAUAUUUCUCCUCUCAGAGUAGACCACAGGAAGCAGUUGAGGUCAAAGAAUGACACUUUUGGGUCAUGGCAGAUGUGCAGCUGAUCCACGAUAUUUUGCCAAUAGUGAACAAGUAUAAGAGACAAAGGGAAAGAAGACAAGAAGCAAGGCAACUGUAGAAUGAUUGUUCAUGUAGAUAAACCUUUCUAGUUUCCAGCCCUCUUUACUUAGAAAGGACAGAUUGUAUUUAAUAGCCAUGAAUGGAUUUUUUUUUUCCGUAAGUUCCCAUAAUUGCUGUUGAAUGUAGUUUUGGGAUUUUUUGCCUUCACAAUGACAGCUGGGUCAUUAUACAUGGUACAGUGCAUCAUUAAAUUGGAGGUACCAGGGAGCUGGUAUAAAGCAUUGAGUAACACACUGUAGUGGUGAAAAGUAAAGUGAAAUGUUACAAUACAUUUAUUCUUCAGAUGUGAAAUUCAUUCUGUAGUAAAUACUUCUCUUGGGAUGGUCAAACUACUUAUGGGGAAGUUGUGUUUCUUUCCCAUCUUGAAGUGGGCUAGCUAAAACUUCAUUUUAUUUUCUAGAUGUGGAAGCACUGAUUUUGAACAAUAGCGUAAAAAGACAAAACAUAGCACCAUGCACCAAUAUACACAGGGGACUAAAUAGUGGGAAAGCAGGUCUGCAGACAGGAACCUUGGGGUCCUUGACCAUAAGUCAGCAAUGCACCCUCUCUGUGAGGAAGGCCAACGGUACCCUAGACUAGAUUAGGAGGAGCGUUGCCAGUUUGUCAAAGGAGGUGCAUCUUCCCUCUGCUCAGCACUGGUGAGGCCACCCCUGGAGCACUGUGUCCAGUUCUGGGCUCCCCUGUACUGGGAAGACAUGGACACUAGAGAGAGUCCAGCAAAGUGCCGCGAAGAUGAUUAAAGUAUUGGAGCAUCCCUCAUAUGAGGAGAGGCUGAGCUGGAACUGUUCGGUCUGGAGAAGUAUCAGAGUGAUCUUAGUGCUGUGUACAAAUACCUGAUGGGAGGACACAAAGAAUACAGAGCCAGAUUCUUCUCAGUGGUAUUAGGUGAAAGGACAAGAGGCAACAGGUACAAAUUAAAACACAUGAAAUUCCAUCUGAACAUGAGAAAAAGCCUUUUUACUGUGAGGAUGGUCAUACACUGGAACAGGUUUCUCAGAGAGGUCAUGGCCUUUCUGUCCUUGGAGUUAUUGAAAACCUGACUGGACACAGUCAAGGCAACUUGCUCUAGCUGACUCUCUGAGCAGGGUAUUUGGACUGGGUGAUCUCAAGAGGUCCCUUUCAACCUCAGACAUUCUGUGAUUUUAUGGUCAUGAUGGUUUUGCAUAAUAAUCUUUCUCUAACAAUUUCUGGCAAGAGUUGUGGGAAGGGAGCAUAUAGUUUUUUAUAUGAGCUACUACAGUUGGAAGAAACAGUAAGUUUUGAGCAGGCGGAUUGUUUUUUGUGAAAAUGGGUUGCACUGCUUGAGUCUUAAAGCCUGAAACAGUGUAAUUCCUGUUUAGGAAGAAAUCCAACCUUUUGUAAAUAUGUGUUGUCUCUGGAAAUGAUAGGAUGCUGUGGUUGAGUACAUAAAAUGAUCAGAGAAGACAGGAAGGAUCAAGCUUGGUGUUCUGUGAGAAAGAGGUUUGAAGCUCCCAAUGCUAUGGGGAAACCCUGAGAUUGAUUUUUUUUUUUUUUUUUUUUUUUUUUUUUUGUGUGUGUACAGUGUAUACAUUGUAAUAUAGGUAACAUAAGACCUGCAGGGAGUGUCUUCCCUGUAACUUGUGGUUUGUGUUCAGCUGACCCAGACAUUUAUUGUCUAUAUAUAUGCAGUGCUGAUACAAAUAGAUUGUGUACUCAUUCAAUACUGCCAUUUGUCUUAAGGUGAAAUAAUAGGUUAUUUUAAUUGCUUUAAAACUGAAGACAUCUGUCCUGAAAUUACCUUUCUCUUCUACUGGGAACCAGGUGAUAAACAGUAUAUGUAAUCAUAGAAUAUCCUGAAUUGUAAGUGACUCACAAGAGUCACUGAGUCCAAAUCCUGACUCCACACAGGGCAACCUAAAAGUUAAACCAGUUAUCUAAGAAUAUUAUCCAAACACUUCUUGAACACUGGAAGGCUUGUGGCCAUUACCAUGUCCCUAAGAAGCUUUUUCCAGUGCAUGACCCCCAUCUCAGAAAAGAAAUGUUUCCUCAUGCCAAGGCCGAACCUCCCCUGCCAGACACAGCUUUGAGCCGUUGCCACAGAUCCUGGCACUGGGUGCCAGGGAGAAGAGCUCAGCACCUCCCUCUCCACUUCCCCUCCUCAGGAAGCUGUAGACAGCAAUGAGGUCAUCUCUCAGUCUCCUUCUUCAAGCUGAACAAAACUAAUAUCCUCAGCUGCUCCUUGUAGGUCGUGUCCUCUAGUCCUUUCACUAUUUUUCUUGCCCUGCUUUGAACACAUUAUAAUAUUUCUGUAUCAUUCUUGUAUUGUGGAGCCCAAAACUGAGCACAGUACUCAAGGUGACACUGGUUUUGGUUGAAUUUAUGGGUAUCUUGAUAAGAAGUGGUCAAUUAAAAGAUAAGUGCUUGAAAGACUGGUACUAAUCAGUGUUGUUUAGUUCCAGUUUUGUAUUGAUCUGAAGCUUUAGAAGGAAAAUAGGAGUUCUUCCUAUCUAGGAGAUGGAGCUGAAUUCAUCUAAGAGUGCAUUGAAUUUCAAUCCUGAUGCUGCUGAUUCCAUUCCAGGAGAAAGACAGCCCACAGAUAUAAAUUGGGUAAAUAAAGCUAGGAAAGACUCUAAUCAGAACAGAAGUAAUUUACCAUUUCCUGCUCUGUCUUCUGAAAGAGCUACAGAUUAUGAAAGCUCAUCCACAAAGCACUAUGGCCUCUGUAAUCCAGAAAGUCAGUAUGGGAAUUCUGAAGACUUCCACCAGUAUUUUGGUACCAGUAAAAGUUUGAAGAAUCGCAACUUGCAAAGCCAGAGAUGGCACAGAUCAAGAAAUGAUAGUACAUGUACUAGAAGUAAGAUAAGGCAAAGUGCUGCAGAUGCUGCUACAGGUGCAGGAAUUCCAGAUGCUGCAAUAGUACCUGGGAGAAGAGCACCUCCCAAAGGAUACAAUGACUUUCUGUCCUCAGAGAGUGACAGGGAGGCACCUAAUGCAGAUAGCAAAGGAGCAAAGCCAAAGAGAACACAUCUGAUGCAUGCAUCUGGAAGAGGUUUCAGGGAGAAGGGAAAGCAAGUGCAUGACCGGGAAAAGAGAGUGUGCUCUAAACAAAAAGCAGAGCUCUUUGAAAAUGUUCCAUCUUUGGAUUUGACUCAGUCUGACUCUUCAGAAUCAUCUGUUGGAAAGGCAUUCUGUGAUGCCCCUGUUGGUAGUGGGGAUGAGCAGAAAGGCUACAAUUAUGUAAACAAAAGAUAUCCCAGGAAGCCUGUGUGGAAUAAACCGCCGGCAGAAAAAGAGUGUCAGAAAAGACAUGAUUCUCACCGUAGUAAAAAUACAAAAGUAGGUAAGAAGUCUUCUCUUGCAUAUACUCCAAAAGAUAAAAAUCAGAGGAAGAAAGAACUCUCUGUUCACAAAAAUGAUGAAAACUUGACCAGUGAAUUCAGGCAUCAGUUGUCUGAUUCUGUCAGAUGUAGUGGAAGAAAGUUCCUGCUAAAGGGGGAUCAGGCACCUGCACUUCAUUUCAGCUGGACCCAGUACUGGAAAAAGCAAAGUGAUGUACCAAAAAACAAAGAAACUCAUACAGGGUCAUUGAUUGAACAGCUGACCACAGAGAAGUACGAGUGCAUGGUAUGCUGUGAAGUGGUCCGAAUAGUAGCCCCAGUGUGGAGCUGUCAGAAUUGUUACCAUGUGUUCCACUUGAAUUGCAUUAAGAAGUGGGCACGAUCACCAGCUUCACAAGCUGAAGAUGGUAAUAGUGGUUGGAGAUGUCCAGCUUGUCAGAAUGCUUCUAUGCAAGUUCCUAAAAUUUAUACUUGUUUCUGUGGUAAGGUACACAAUCCUGAAUGGAAUAGAAAUGAAAUCCCACAUAGCUGUGGAGAACUUUGUGGAAAGAAGAGACAGUGUUUGGACUGUCCCCAUCUUUGUAACAUCCUGUGCCAUCCAGGACCUUGCCCUUCAUGCCCAGCCUUUGUGACAAAAACAUGUGAAUGUGGACAAACAAGUCAUUCGGUUCGCUGUGGCCAGUCAACAAAAAUUCAUUGUUCUAAUGUAUGUGGAAAUACUUUAAACUGUGGUAAGCACAGCUGUACUCAAGUGUGCCAUGCAGGAAAAUGUUCACCUUGCCAAUUAACAGUACAGCAAGUGUGUUACUGUGGAAGCAACUUUAAAGAAGUAUUGUGUGGGACAAUGGAAGAAUUCUCUGAUGGAUUUGGGAAUUUCUCAUGUCAGAAUAUAUGUGCCAAAAAAUUAAACUGUGGGAGGCACAACUGUACACAAGUAUGCCAUCCUCAGCCUUGCCAGCUCUGUCCACGACUUCCACAAGUAGUACAUCGCUGUCCCUGUGGUCAGACUCCUCUCAGCAAGUUACUGGAACUAGGAUGUGUUGAACGUAAAGUAUGCACAGACCCUAUCCCAUCAUGUGGCAAAACAUGUGGCAAGCCUCUCUCCUGUGGUAGCUAUGAGUUUGUUCAUACAUGUGAAAGCCUUUGCCAUGAAGGAGACUGCAGACCAUGCUCUCACACAUCAAAUAUUUAUUGUAGGUGUGGCUUCAAAAAAAAGGAAGUCCCAUGUGCUCUCCUCAGAAAUAAAGCUGCUAUUACAUUUAUGUGUGACAAGAGAUGCAACAAGAAAAGAUCAUGUGGACGACACAAGUGUAAUGAAGUUUGCUGUGUGGACACAGAACAUAAGUGUUCUUUGGUUUGUGGUCGUAAACUCAACUGUGGGCUUCAUAGAUGUGAAGAACCUUGUCAUCGGGGCAGUUGUCAAACAUGCUGGCAAACAAGUUUUGAGGAGUUAACUUGUUAUUGUGGUGAAUCUGUGAUUUACCCCCCUGUCCCCUGUGGCACUCAGCCACCAGAGUGUAAAAAAACAUGCACCAGGCCACAUGACUGUGAUCAUCCAGUGUACCAUUCAUGUCACAGUGAGGAGAAAUGUCCACCCUGUACCUAUCUCACUCAGAAAUGGUGUAUGGGCAAGCAUGAACUGCGAAGUAAUAUUCCUUGUCAUCUCACUGACAUUUCCUGUGGACUUCGCUGCAAUCAAAUGUUAAAAUGUGGAAUGCACAAAUGUAAAAGAAUAUGUCAUAAAGGAGAAUGUCUUAUAGAUGAAGAGUGUAAACAACCAUGUACUAUUCCAAGGCUAUAUUGUAAUCAUCCCUGUAUGGCUCCAUGUCAUCCUUCUUCACCCUGUCCGACAACAUCCUGCUCUGCAAAGGUUGAUCUUCAGUGUGAGUGUGGAAGAAGAAAGGAGAGUAUGAUUUGCUCGGAAGCAUCUAAUACCUAUCAAAGAAUAGCUGCUAUAUCUAUAGCCACUAAGCUAACAGAUCUACAGCUUGGGGAUUCAGUGGAAAUCAGCAGGCUUAUUACAAAAAAGGAAAUGAAGCAGGCCAGGUUACAAUGUGAUGAAGAAUGCUUAGCUCUUCAGAGGAACAGGCGUCUUGCUGAGGCUCUUGAAAUAGAUCAUAAUUCUGAUCCUUUUAACAUCCGUUCUUCUGGACCAAAGUACAGUGACCUUUUAAAAGAAGAUGCAAGGAAGGAUUUAAAAUUUGUCAGUGACAUUGAGAAGGAAAUGAGAAUGCUUGUGGAAGCUGUGAAUAAGGGCAAGCAUACGAAGAAGAGCCAUUGUUACCCACCAAUGAACAGAGAUCACCGCAGAAUCAUCCAUGAAUUAGCUCAGGUUUAUGGCAUUGAAAGUGUGAGCUAUGACAAUGAACCAAAGCGUAAUGUUGUUAUCACUGCAGUGAAAGGGAAAUCCAUUUGUCCAAGCAAUACCUUAACUUCUGUGCUAGAUAAAGAGUUGCAGAGCAGGCCUCCACCUCCUAUUCCUCAUUACAAACAAACAGAUAGAGGUGGUGGAAACAGUGGUUUAUCCAAGCCAUUAAAAGAAGAGCCGGUAAUUGACUACUUUGAUGUCCAGGAUUGAAAUAAUUGAUAUAGAAUUAUGGUAUAAAAGCUUAGAGGUGAAGAUACUAAGUUAUUGUGUGAGGAGGCUUUUUGGUUAUCUGUCAAAUGAUCAGUUGUUGGGCAUAUUAAUGAUUUAACAUCUAAUGUUAGAUGGAUUGCGAUAAUUUAAAAAGUUAUGCAUUUCUACAGUUUGUGUAACUGCAUAAUACAGUAGCAUAGCUUUUUAAACCUGGGUUUGGUGCAAUUUUUUUAAUAAUGUGCUGUCGGAAUGAUGUAGAUUUCCAUUGAUGCCUUUAAAGUGAGAGAACUGGUAAUCAAAUAUAUUUUUGGCAGUAGUAAGAACAAUGAUAAAUCUCAAAGAUUUAUUUUGAAAUAUCUCACCAAACUUAUAAUGGAUCAGAAAUAAUCUGUAUCAAAACACUGAUGGAAAUAUUCUUGAUGUGUUUUUGUAUUUUAUGAGUUAAGUUUUGUGUUAAUGUGCUAAAUUUGGGGAUUUGAGUUACUUUUCUACAUGGAAGGAAAUAAAAAAUUUAGUCGAAGCAUGAGUAUUUACACUAAAUGCCCAUUAAGAGCACAGACUUCCUUUGGUAUCUGAAGAACCAGGAUUUGGGGAAGGUGGGGAAUUAAAACUUACUUUACUUUAUCUCAAAUAUGAUGUGGGCAGCGGGGGAAGACAAAAAAUAAAGGGACCAAAAAAAAAAAACCCCACAGAAAAACCCAACACCAAAACCCCACCAAAAAAAAAAAAACCAACAAAACAAAAAACACCCCCCCCAAACACACCACCAUAAAAUUAUUAAUACUUUGUUAUUCAAGACCUUGAACAAACUUGGACUUUAUAUAUAGUUUUGGUGUUCUGUUUGGUUUAAUUUGCAUUUAGGUACACUAGCUUGAUGGUCUUCUGGGUUUGGUUUUUUUUUUUGCAUGGUUUUGUUGGGGGUUUAUAAUCUUUUUCUCUACUAUGCAAGCUUAAGGUGAAUAUAUGAAGUUUGUUUUAAGUAUGUUAUGAAUUUGGAACAACAUUUGUAAAACUUAUAAGAACAUCUGUCUAAACUGUUUGGUAUUGGACCAUCUUUGUUUUAUGUGAAGUGCCAUAAACAAAAUGGGAUGAUGUUUUUAAACAGUGAAGGACACCAAAGUGGUAUCAUAGAUGGUGAAUUGUUUCCAGAUGACUUAAGGUAGGUGAGUAGGGAGAGGAGAUCAGAAGAGGUGGCACAGCUCUGAAUAUGGCUAAUGUCUGUUCACUUGAGGAGGAUGUUUUUUGAAUGAAUAACUUCAGUAAAUCUGAUGCAAUUUCAUUUCUUGUUCCUUGUGGCUGCCUACAUGUAGUACUAGAGGCAAGUCCCCCGUACAGCGUAAGAGGCUGCUGCUAAAGGAGACUUAGGAUAAUGAAGAAACUGAUCUAGCAGAAGACUUGUCAUCUGUUGUCGAUUUGUUUUUCAGUCAGCUUACUAUGGUGUAGUGUAAUAUUUGUUGCCAAGAAAAUGGAAGUCAGUUAUCCGUGCUUAGGUUCACUGAGAGUUAAAUGCGACCCUGAGCCUUAACUGUGAAGCAUUCUGUGGCUACAUUACAUCUUGAACAGCUUGUGAAACGUGAAAGAAUGAGCAGCAAGCUCACAGAGACUGUAUCUGUCCCCCCCAAAUGUUUGAAAAUAAAAAUGCAUGCUGUUAUUGCUUAUUUUUGUAGGAGCUUAUUAUUUCACAUAAAAUAUUAAGCAGUCUUACAUGUUUCUAAACAUUUGAAAUGCAUAUGCUUCAGCUAAAACAGUUACCAGAAGGAUUCUCAAACCUCAAGAGUGUUCAGGCUUUUAAUUUGCAUGUAGUGGUUUAAGUUGGUUUUACCUUUUUUGUCUAACAUUUUGUGAACAGAAAUUAAAAAUAAAGUUACAUGGCUUGUAUUGCCCUAAUUUCUUAAGCAAAUUAAUGUUUGAUUCUACAAGGUGUACUGCUUUGCUAAGUUCAGCUGAAAAAUAAGUUGCUGAGCAUCUUUCUAGAAAUGUAUUUCUUCAGUCCCUUCAUUGUGAGGAGUGUAUUGGUUCCAGUGCUUGCAGACAAGUGCCAGCUCAGUGUGGCCAGACAAAAUCUAAUUCUGGUUUUGAAACUCAGAGCUAUUUUAAUAUAGAAUCAUAGAAUGCUAGGGAUUGGAAGGGACCUUGAAAGACCAUCUAGUCCAAUCCCCCUGCCAGAGCAGGAACACAGGAACUGGCUUUAACAUAACAAUGUUAACCUUGGUGUGAUGCACUUCAGCAGUCAAGUACCAGUUUGCCACUGCUUUUUAUAAGAAAACUGAGGUAAUAUUCAGCUUCUCAAGAUGAGUCUAAAUUUAUUACUGAAUCUGUUCAUACUGAGAAGUCAUAACUCUCAUCAGUAAAUCUCUUGACUACAUGAAUGUUAAAAUAUUCUUCUAGAACUGUGUGUUACAUAUCUCUAAAUUAUGGCUUUUGGAGCAUAUCUGUAGUUAUGAAGCAAGUCACAUGUACAGAAACAUUUAUUUUGAAAUGCAUUUUUACUAGGUUGGUUAAGAACAUGAUACUAUACAUUUACCCAGGAAAGUUAUACCAAAAAUAUUGAUGUCUUUCCUCCCAGAACACAGUUACAUAGCCUUAAGAAGGAACUCGGCAAAGUUUAACAGUGGUGCUCUCUGUUCUGGUUUGCUUUUGCUGUAAUUUAUCUGUUAACUUUCAUAUGGAAUAGCACUAAAGGCUGUAGUUUUGAUAUCUGUGAUAACUCGUCUUCAUAUUGCACAUGUGGCUCAUGGAAAUAUUUUUCAAAUAGCUAUUUUGUAAAUCUGAGCUGGCCUUUAUCAUUUAUCUAACAGAAAAAUUAGUGGAUAAAAGAAAUCUUUGCAUCAGUGAAGUCAGUGGCAAAAAUCCUAUUGGCAUCACUGGAACCAAGACUUAAGCUUUGAUAUGCUACUCAUUUUCUACAUCCCUAAUAAUACUAUUGUUUCUUGUAAAUUUAUUUGAAAAAAGGACUGUGCAAUAAGCAUCUUUUGAAAUUAAUUGUGAUGUCUGUUGAAAUUCAUGCAACUUCAUGAAGUGCUUUUAAAAUUGUGUAUAAAAUAGGCAGUACUUUGGCAUUUGGGCUGUGCUAUUACCUGUCUAUAUUGUUUAACAUGUUUAAAGUGGUCUGAAUAUUCAGUGCUUUGGUUUAACCUAAAAUUGUGUAAGAUGCCUGAGUAGACUUCAAUACCAGUGUUUCUGUGGCAGUUCUGUACAGUAUCUGCCGCAUAAUGAAUUGAGCAAAGUAAAAUUGUUUUAAAACACUUAAAUUAUUUGUUGAAAGUCUUCUAUUUUUUCAAGUUACUGGUAUAAAACUACUUUCUUUAGAAACAUGAAACAAAUCCAAGUUGGAACUUCAGUGCUUUGGAACUGUUUGCAAGCUUUGUCUUGGCAUUCCAAAGUUAAAAGAUAUCACAGAGAAACAAUAAAGAUUUAAAUGGAAGUCUGGGGAGACCUUUUUGUUGAAUUUUGAAAUAUGGGGUGUGAUUUCUUGGAUUUUAAGUGAUUUUUAAAUGAAUGCUCUAUGGAGAAUGAAGCAAGUAAAGAGGGACUCCCCAGGAAAUUGAGAUUAAGGAUUAUCUACUACCUUACCAGGAUUCGGAAGUACAGGACAGAUGACUAUCUGAAUAGAAAUGUACAUUAUCUGAAAAACCCUUUACUAUGUCAGCUUAAAUGCUACUUGGCAAUAAAAUGUAUUAUUUUGA
Molecule: messenger RNA, 12026 nt
Organism: Columba livia (rock pigeon)
Lineage: Eukaryota; Metazoa; Chordata; Aves; Columbiformes; Columbidae
Gene: NFX1
Product: nuclear transcription factor, X-box binding 1
Exons: 24
Coding region: 4939-8340 (1133 amino acids)
Biological process (GO): negative regulation of transcription by RNA polymerase II
Cellular component (GO): nucleus
Molecular function (GO): zinc ion binding; RNA polymerase II transcription regulatory region sequence-specific DNA binding; DNA-binding transcription factor activity, RNA polymerase II-specific
Source: RefSeq, a predicted model, not a curated record